Messenger RNA from Lytechinus variegatus (green sea urchin), 4043 nucleotides. RefSeq lists its product as uncharacterized. The transcript is spliced from 16 exons. Lineage: Eukaryota; Metazoa; Echinodermata; Echinoidea; Temnopleuroida; Toxopneustidae. The record is from RefSeq and is a predicted model, not a curated record. Bases 631 to 2859 code for a protein of 742 amino acids.
AGUUUUGGAGAUUCUCAAAAAUGCGUUUGUCUUCAUUUCACUUCAUUUAUGAAUAAUAUGAUUGUGUUUGCCCUAAAAAUGAUCUGACAUGAAGCACAAGGACAGAAAUUCUGUUUUGAUAGUGAAAAUAAUCGAUUUUAUAAAAACACGGGUAUCCCGACAGGGUUUAUUUUCGUCGGCUUGGCGUGCCACGGCGGUUUGUAUUUGAAUUCCUGCAUAGCUCCCUCUACAAUAGAAAGUACAACAUUUGUUUUGGUUUGAGUCGCACCACGAUGGUGUUCGUGCACCUAUGUAAAGAUAGUGCAUGUUUAAUAUUAAUUGUUACUGAGUCGUUCUCUACUUUUAAUCACCCCUUUACCCGUGAAGUAUUCAUCUCUUACUUUAUUUCUUUGUUCCACACUGUUUGCAAAGAUUUAUGUUAUUUUUCGCCAAGUGCAUAGUUGCUGCAGCAAUGCACGGUCAGCAUCUACCGUGUAUAGCUAGCCCAGCCAGGCCGGCGAUCGUUUUAGCGCUACACCGCAACCAGCGCGCGCAACCAACACGAAGCGAUCUACUGCAAUUCACCGAAGAAGCAGGUUUAAUUCCCAGACUCACCAAAUAAUUAAUACUAGAUCCAGUAAUCAAGAGAAUAUGGGGGAUGAAGAAGAAGGGAGGAGGGGACCGAAGGGUGCCUCUCCAGGUACACGACUUGAAAGGAGGAGGGAGACCUCGAAAGCUUAUGAACUUUCAAGAAAAAAGAGAGGAACCAUAAGAGUUCAGAGUGAGGUGUUUGAGCGAUGGAGUGAACUUCGUCUACGAGGAGGACUGACCAAUGACCAAUUUUUGUCAAACUUGUUGGACAUGUCUGAAGAAAAGGAAGGAACAUUAACUGACUCAGAGCAAUCAGUGGUGACUGGAGCCAAUUUGAGCACGAAGACAGUACAGACAUCAACUCCUGGCAAAGACGGAACUGAGGUCCAAGUUCUUCUCAAUAGCUCCUCAGAUGAUUCAUCCAUGCCAUCACCACUUCAUUCAAAACACUCCUCAGAUGAUUUAUCCAUGCCAUCAUCACUUCAUUCAAAACAGCCUGUAUCUGGAGCACCGUCAAGUCCACCGCAGCAGGAAGAACUUGAUAUUGACAAUGCAGAUGUGCAUGACAUCAGCGUAAGUUUUGCUGAAGUAGGUGACUUCAUAUAUCCACAUGAAGAGGAGGAUAUUGUAGAUGAAUGUGGUGAUAGCGAUUUUGCUGCAGAGGUUUUAUUACAAAGACGGCCUGAGGAUAUAGCUUUCUUAAGGAGAAUCGGGGAGGACGAAGAAGUCCUUGGCGAGCAGAAUGAACUAGAGUCCAGUUUACAGACAACAAGAUCAGGUCUGCAUGUAAAAGUGUCACCAGAAGAGGCCUCGGACUUAGGGUUUGUGCUGAUAUCAAAAAACCGAUUAAAACAGUUGGCAAAAGAAGCCUACCCAACAUGUGCAGUUUGUGGUGCAGAGACGAUUGCAACAGUUCAUGAUGCCAAUGGUUCAGCUGGGCAUGUAAAUUGGGUGUGUCCUAAAGAACAUGAACGCAAAUUUUGCAGCCAGGAGGUCAUAGGAAGAAGCCAUGUGGGGGAUGUUAGGCUUGGUAGCGCAAUUCUGCUGUCUGGAAACAACUUCCAAAAAAUCAAACUGCUAUCCCAAUUUUCGAAAUUGAAUUUCAUGUCUCAAAGGACAUUUCAUGCGAUCCAGACCCAGUAUGCCAUCCCAGCAGUAGAAGCUUGCUGGAAGGGGAUCCAGGAUACAACCAUAAACAAGCACAAAGCAACGCCAGUUGUUGUAUGUGGGGACGCAAGAAAUGACAGCCCCGGCCACUGUGCACAAUAUUGUACUUAUACCUUCAUGGAACAUGAAACCAACGAUGUGCUUCAUGUCGGUUUUGUUGAUAAGAGGGAGGUCGGCAUGAAAAGCAAUGUCAUGGAGGCAAAAGCCUUCAAGGAAGGGCUAUCCAUAAUGGAGGAGAGAGGUCUGAAAGUCAAGGAGGUGGUAACGGAUGCCCAUCCCUCAAUUGCGAAAUACAUGAGAGAAUCAAAGCCCGAAGUGAAACACUCCUGGGACGUCUGGCACGGUGCCAAGAACCUUGCCAAGAAACUUGCAAAGGCAUCAUCAAAAGCAUCAAGAAGAAGCCUUCUGUAUUGGGUAAAACACAUCAUUAGGCAUUUUUGGUAUUGCUCCAAAACAUGCAGAGGGAAUCUUGUAGAUUUCAAGGCCAAGUGGCAUGGCUUGACACACCAUGUCACUAAUCAACAUUCAUGGGUGGCUGGAUUCGGAGGUGCAGCUGAGUGUGCUCAUGGUGAUCUUGAGGAGAGAGAGGAGUGGUUGGAACGUGGGGGAGACCCACACAGAGCUCUGGUUCAGGUGUGCUAUGACAAGAGGUUUCUAACCAACUUGGGCCAUUAUGUCAACUACCGCCACACGAGCAUGCUCGAGAGCCUUCACAACCACAUAUUAAUGUAUGCAUCCAAGAGGUUUUCCUUUCGGUAUCCUGGAUACAGAGCAAGGAACCUUCUUGCUGUGAUUGACUUCAUGUCCCACAAGGACCGUCCAUACCAGACUAAUGAAGAUGGAACUCCAAAGAAAGUAGCAGUUUGGUCAAAGCACGCUGGUGACUACGUCGCAGUAAGAGUGAAAGUCCCAAAGACAUAUGACUACAUCGAACCUUUGAUGAAGGACAUCUUUGUUAGGAAGGCAACAGAUGAAGGACCGAUGUUUAGGAGAGCAACAAUCAGGCCAGAUGACCCACGUCUAAUUCGCCCCCGCCUUGCUCCAUUUCCUGCUCCUCCAAUAGAAGAGAUCUUAGCAAGAAGAAGGGGCCGAAAUGAAGUGGAAGAAAGUGAGGUUGAUUGAGUACUUCAAUGUUGCAAAAUUUGUCUAGUUGAAUUGGCAAAUUCACAGAGCUUGCUGUGCUUCAUAUGAUAACUUCUCUCACAAUCAUUGCACAGAAUUGUCCCUUAACAUAAGGGCAAUCAAUUAUCAGUGCUCAUCUUGUAUUAGUUUCAGCCCCAUAACCAAGGUCAUUUAACCCUUUGACUGCGGAGGCAUUAAAGAACAAUACCAGUUGUGGUUAAGGAUGUCAAACUUUGUGUAAAAGACUUUCUCAUGAAAUAAUUGUUUGCUGCAACUACAGAAAGUUUGCAAGUAUAUGGAUAUAGCGCAUGUAACAUGGACAAGUAUUACUGAUCAUUUUCAGCUCACAUCAUGAAAGUCAAAAGCUGUAGGCUCAUUGACAUGAGAACAUGUUGGUAUUAUUUUGAAUAAUAAUGAUCUCUUGAAUUUUAUUAAUCAGAGGUAUGAGACUAAGGCUUGAUGGUGAAUAUUACGGAUAGUCUUGCACGAGUUUAAGGUCAGUUAUUGUUUGUAUUGUAUGUCAAUGAAUUCAGAAAGGUUAAGUUUUCAAAAUAUCGUAACUUCAAAUUAAAUGGACCUAUUUCAUGAAACUUGGAUGAAGGGUCAUCGAAAUACACUGUUUAUUAGAUGAUUUAAUUUCACAUGAUGAAGGUCUAUGGUUAUUUAGGACUGAUAAACUUGUCAUUUUAUCAUAUGGAUUGUGCUUUUUGUGAAAAGUUAUUCAUCUCAUUCCCAGUUCGGCAACACUGAUUUAUUUGUCACCUUAACAUUGGAAGAACCAAUUAGGAAUCAGAAUUUCCGCUACUUUCAUGGCAGUUGACACUCCAGCAAGAGUAGCUUUCAGAUCAACUGUUUAUGCCUAGUUCUUAUCAGAUUUGAAACGUUAAUACAUCAAAGAAAAUGAACUGGGAAAGGUAACUAGUAUCUUAGGUCAUUUCCUAGGAGUAACCCUACACGAGAUUGUUUUAUCAGUAAGUCAUAGGUUAUAAAGAACCAUAUGAUGGAUUUUCUUCAAAAUCUGCUCGAUUGAGGAUAAGAUUAGUUUCUGGGGGUCGUAAGGUCUAUGUUAUGUAGAUCAUUGUUUGUAAAUGGCCAUGAUUAUGGUAUAAGCAGAUUCUGGUGGGUUCGCAACUUGUAAAUCCCAACUAAUCCAGAAUACUUUGGUGGAUCAACAGGCCUAUGUC